Colossoma macropomum (tambaqui) is the source of this 1035-nucleotide messenger RNA. Its product is annotated as potassium-transporting ATPase subunit beta-like. Bases 160 to 1035 code for a protein of 291 amino acids. Gene Ontology annotation, molecular function: ATPase activator activity. The record is from RefSeq and is a predicted model, not a curated record. Gene Ontology annotation, biological process: potassium ion import across plasma membrane; intracellular potassium ion homeostasis; sodium ion export across plasma membrane. Lineage: Eukaryota; Metazoa; Chordata; Actinopteri; Characiformes; Serrasalmidae. The transcript has 7 exons. Gene Ontology annotation, cellular component: sodium:potassium-exchanging ATPase complex.
GUGCACAGGCCUGGUACACGCAUAACGUAGAGAACUCAGAAGGACCAAAGGAGAGGAAGAAAGGAUAUAUGAAAGAGAACACAUUUUAGAACAAACCAAACAUUGCAAGGUUUGGUAAGGCUCCUUCCAAUCUAGUAACUCCGAGUCAAGACUUUCAACAUGGCUACCUUGAAGGAAAAGAGAACUUGUGGACAAAGAUGUCAAGACUUUGGUCACUUUGUCUGGAAUUCUGAUGAUGGAACUUUCAUGGGUAGAACGCCAGAAAAAUGGGUGUACAUCAGCUCGUACUAUUUGGCUUUCUAUGUGGUGAUGACAGGCUUGUUUUCCUUGUCCAUCUACGUACUCAUGUACACAGUGGAUCCAUAUUAUCCCGUCUACCAGGAUCGAUUAAAAUCUCCAGGAGUAAUGGUUUGGCCAGACAUGUAUAAUGAUGAGGUGUUAGAGCUCACCUACAACAUGUCAGACAAGCACAGCUGGAUGAAGAUGUCCAGCUGUCUUCAGCACUUCCUUGAACCCUACAAUGACACCAAACAGGAACAUUGUAAUUAUCACAACUGUACUUCCGGCAAGUACUUCUUCCAACCCAAAUUUGAUGCUCCCAAACAUACGAAGUGGUCCUGCCCUUUCUACCAAAGCACACUGGGUAACUGCUCUGGCAUCGACGACCCCACGUUCGGUUACACGACUGCCCAACCAUGUGUAAUCAUCAAGAUGAACAGGGUCAUCAAUUUCCUACCAAACAACGGAACAGGAAUGGCCCCAUAUGUUAACUGCACUGUGCUGGAAGGUCAAGAGAAUGUCCGUGGGCAUGUGUAUUACCCAGAAAACGGGACAAUGGACCUAUCGUACUUUCCAUACUAUGGCAAGCUGGCACAGCCAACCUACGUGAAUCCCUUGGUGGCCGUGAAAUUUGACCUUAUCAACCAGAGGCAUGCAAAGAUUCAGUGCAGGGUGAUGGCCAACAACAUUGCUUAUCAGAACAUCUAUGAACCUUACGAGGGGAAAGUGGACUUUUAUUUGACAGCUUUGAGUUAG